Coccidioides immitis RS is the source of this 354-nucleotide messenger RNA. RefSeq lists its product as uncharacterized. The coding region runs from base 1 to 354 and encodes 117 amino acids. The record is from RefSeq and is a predicted model, not a curated record. The transcript has a single exon. Lineage: Eukaryota; Fungi; Ascomycota; Eurotiomycetes; Onygenales; Onygenaceae.
AUGAAUAAAGAUAGAAAAGUAAAAAUGUGGCUGAGCAAGAAAAUAUUGUGCAUUGUUACUAGGGCAUUUGUGAAAAAUUUGGGGAUGGAGCCGCAAGCGCAAGGCAAAGAAAACCCACAUGAUGAUAUCCAAUCUCAUGACUUGAACUUUCUCCCAGGUGGGGGCUUGAGAUAUGGUGGGCUUGUGAUUGCGGCCCAACCUCUGCAUAAACAUCAUGCAUUUCUUCAAAAAUUCCAAUCUGCCACACUAGAAAUGCUCACUGCUGAUGAGUUAACCUGGUUUCUGGAUAUUUGGUAUCUCAUGAGAGUCCUGAUUGUAUUGGUUCUUCAAACUACAACUAAUGCAUAUGAAUAG